AUGGGUAAUUCACCUCCCGUUGGCAAAACAUUAAGCGAUAGUAAUCUUGAAGAAUUAUCACGUUUAUCGGGAUUUACACAAGAUCAAGUUCGAGAAUGGCACUCUGGCUUCUUAAAAGAUUGUCCUAGUGGUAAAUUAAACAAGAAAAAGUUUAUUGAAGUUUAUAAACAAUUUUAUCCCUCUGGAAAAGCAGAAAAAUUUUGUGAAUAUGUGUUCAGAACAUUCGACACAGAUUCAUCCGGCAAUAUUGAUUUUGGGGAAUUUCUUAUUGCCAUCUCAAUCACAGCUCAACAAGAUCCCAAAAAGAAGUUAGAAUGGGCAUUUUCUAUGUAUGAUAUUGAUCGUAACGGAUUUAUCGAGAAAAAGGAGAUGAAAAAAAUAAUGGAUGCCAUUUAUGAUUUACUUGGUGAAGAGAAAAAAGGUUCAAAUAACCCUGAAAGUAAAGUUGAACAAAUAUUUUCAAAAAUGGAUAAAAAUUCUGACAAAAAAUUAUCCAAAGAAGAAUUUGUUAACGGUUGUUUAGCUGAUGAUCAUCUAAGAAAAUUAUUGGCACCAUCAGCAACAUAG
Molecule: messenger RNA, 567 nt
Organism: Didymodactylos carnosus
Lineage: Eukaryota; Metazoa; Rotifera; Eurotatoria; Philodinida; Philodinidae
Source: the annotation of a GenBank genome assembly